Messenger RNA from Syzygium oleosum, 2767 nucleotides. RefSeq names its product pentatricopeptide repeat-containing protein At2g03380, mitochondrial. Bases 22 to 2208 code for a protein of 728 amino acids. The transcript has a single exon. Lineage: Eukaryota; Viridiplantae; Streptophyta; Magnoliopsida; Myrtales; Myrtaceae. The record is from RefSeq and is a predicted model, not a curated record. Gene Ontology annotation, molecular function: RNA binding; protein binding. Gene Ontology annotation, biological process: RNA modification.
AGAGAAGAACGAUGCAGAUCAAUGGCGGGAACACGACGCAGUGAAACGAGAGUCGAAGGGCAAAAGACGCAAAUGCGAUCCAUCUACGCACCUCUCCUGCGAAGAGGCAAUCUUUUCAACAGCAGACAUCACCCUCGGUGGAUUCGUCGGCACUCGCAGCGACCCCUCGGGCGUUCUCAACUAGAUCAGAGCAAUAUCAUAUCCGCAGUCCGCUCCCUGUCUUCUAACCCCUGCUUUUCUCUUCUGGGUUCUUGCCACGACAUCCGCUCCCUCAAGAGAGCCCACGCCUUGCUGAUCGUUCACGGCCUGACCGGCCAUCUUCUGUUCGACACCAAGCUGGUUAGUUUGUACGGUGUUUUUGGGAAUGUGGGGCUCGCACGCCUGGUGUUCGAUCGAAUUCCGGACCCGGAUUUGUAUUCUUGGAAGGUCAUGCUGAGAUGGUACUUCUUGAACGACCGCCACCCGGAAGUUGUUCGGGUCUAUGGUCGGAUGAGGAGUUCGGUUAAGGAGAAUGAUAAUGUCGUGUUCUCGAUCGUGUUGAAGGCCUGUAGCGAGUUGCGCGAUCUAGAUGGAGGGAGGAAAGUACACGGGCAUGUUUUCAAGGCGGGUAGUCCGGAUAGCUUCGUGUUCACUGGUCUCGUGGAUAUGUAUGCAAAGUGCGGCGACAUCAAGUGCUCCCGCCAGGCGUUUGACGAAAUUCUCGACAGGAACGUUGUUUCCUGGACUUCGAUGAUUGUUGGGUACGUGCAAAACGGUUGUGCGGAAGAAGCGCUGGCAUUGUUCAAUCGGAUGAGAGAUGGGUUUGUGGGAGGCAAUCAAUUUACUCUGGGGAGCUUGGUCACAGCAUGUUCCAAGUUGGGCGCUCUGCAUCAGGGGAAGUGGCUUCAUGGUUAUCUGAUCAAGAAUGGUAUUGAGCUGAUUUCUUUCUUGGUGACAGCUCUUCUGGAUAUGUAUGCUAAGUGUGGUGAAAUUAUAGAUGCUAAAACUGUAUUUGACGAGCUUUCGUCCACUGAUCUUGUCUCGUGGACAGCAAUGAUUGUUGGGUACACUCAGAGUGGCCAUGCUUAUAUGGCGUUGAAGUUAUUUACGAAUGAGAAAUGGGCGAGCCUCACGCCAAAUUCUGUUACCGCCGCGAGUGUGCUCUCUGCUUGUGCCCAGUUGGGCAAUUUGAAUAUGGGCAUGUCCGUUCAUUGUCUAGGAAUUAAACUUGGGUUAGAAGAGAGCACUGUCAAGAAUGCGCUUCUUGACAUGUAUGCAAAGAGCCAAAGGAUGGAGGAUGCUUGUUUCAUAUUUAAUUCAGUCUCUGAAAAAGAUGUAAUUGCCUGGAACUCAUUGAUAUCUGGAUUUGUGCAGAAUGGGUCUGCAGAUAAGGCCUUGGAAUUGUUUCGACAAAUGAGAUCGGAAUCUCUCUCUCCUGAUGCUGUCACAUUGGUGGUGGUCCUCUCUGCCUCUGCUUUCCUGGCCGUCCUAGCUGUCGGUUCCUCGCUUCAUGCAUACUCCAUUAAAAAGGGCUUAUCAUCAUCCAAUAUCCAUGUUGGAACUGCACUUUUGAACUUCUAUGCUAAAUGUGGGGAUGUGGAAUCAGCCCGUAGGGUUUUUGACGGGAUGGAUUCUAAGAACACCGUAACUUGGAGUGCAAUGAUCGGUGGUUAUGGGAUUCAUGGGGAUGGUAGUGGGUCUCUCACUCUUUUCAGUGACAUGUUGAAGGAAGAAAUAAGGCCUACUGAAGUAAUCUUUACUAGUAUAUUAUCAGCGUGCCGGCACGCAGGCUUGGUUGGUGAAGGUUGGAGAUAUUUCAACUCGAUGUGCCGAGAGUACAAUUUUGUUCCGUCAAUGAAGCAUUAUGCUUGCAUGAUCGAUCUUCUAUCUCGAGCUGGCAGGCUCGAGGAAGCAUUGGAGUUUAUAGAGAAAAUGCCAAUGCAACCAGACAUUAGCUUGUUUGGAGCCUUUCUUCAUGGUUGUGGACUUUAUUCAAGGUACGAUCUUGGUGAGGUGGCCAUAAAGAGAAUGCUAGACUUGCAUCCUGAGGAAGCUUGUUAUUAUGUGCUCAUGUCCAAUCUGUCUGCUUCCGAUGGAAGAUGGAGCCGAGUUAAUUACUUCACGGAGUUGAUGGAAGAAAAGGGGUUGAAGAAGUCACCUGGUUGUAGCAUGGUGGAGAUGGAUGCUAGGGAUAAGUUUUCUGCUACCAGAGUUGCUACCGUACAGUAACGACGACAGCGUUAGAACUCUUCUUACAACUGGUUCAUAGAGGUCAAAAGACGAGAGCAUAAUUAAAUAUUUGGACCGUCUUACUAGCGAUUCUGGGGUCCAGAGUCCGGACCACUCUCAGAUGGACACUCCAGUACGUCAAGAUACAUAUGGUAUGGUGAGUGGACAGAUGAUCAAUAACUGAUAAAGAAUUCGUGCUAAGAAGACAAUUCCGGUGGACAGAUCUGAAUAGACUGAAAUUCCCUGGUUUGAUUAGAUGAAAGAUCAUGAAAAUUCAUCCAAGGCAGGAUAUUCAUCUCAUAUCUGCAAUCAAGCCUCGGAAAAAUCAUAAGAAACUGGUUGAUUCUUCUAGGCUUGGAGUAGGUAUGGUCAAAUGUCAGCUUAGGAGUCGUCUGGUGACGGAGGUUUGAUCAGCCUUCUAUUCUUUGAUGUGCACACUGGACAAAGUGUUAUUUGGGACUCCAUACUUGGAGUUUCAAGUAAAGAGUGCUUUUCCUAAGGCAAUAGUAAGAAGAAUGAAAUUGUCGAUCGAUCAAAAAGUUUUCAUUAUCGACAAUAA